This is a messenger RNA of Arabidopsis thaliana (thale cress), 1557 nucleotides long. RefSeq names its product F-box and associated interaction domains-containing protein. The transcript has a single exon. NCBI's taxonomy places the organism in Eukaryota, Viridiplantae, Streptophyta, Magnoliopsida, Brassicales, Brassicaceae. The coding region runs from base 214 to 1398 and encodes 394 amino acids. The record is from RefSeq and is marked reviewed.
CGAUGUGAACUCUAAACCAUAAAAAAGAAAAUCGUUUCUUGCUAAAAAAAUAAACACUUAAAGCCCACGAUUGGCCCAAUGGGUUUCUAUGUGUUUCAAAAGCCCACGAAAGCACCUCCCCUACAAUAAUAAUAUUCACAGUCGUAAGAAAUUGGGGACAAAGGGUUUAAGAGUUAUCGUCUCGAAGCUUAAGCUUGAUCCUAAGAUUCAACAAUGGCGAUAAUGUCAGAUCUUCCACGGGAUUUGUUAGCAGAGAUUCUCAGUAGGGUUCCAUUGGCAUCUUUAAGAUCAGUGCGGUUCACUUGCAAAAAAUGGAACGAUUUAUCCAAAGAUCGGAGCUUUCUCAAGAAACAAAUCGUCGAAGCAAAGAAGAAGCAAUUGAAAUCGAAGGAGUUUGAGGUGAUCAUGAUGAGGAAUUUUAGAGUUUAUCUAACGAGCGUCGAUCUCCACAACGAUGUUAAUCCAUCUUUUACGCCUAAAGGUACACUUACUAGCUUUAGCGAUGAUGCAAAUCAGCAUCAAGUCGAUAAUGUGUCUAGUGUCUUUCACUGCGAUGGUUUACUCUUAUGCAUCACCAAAGACCUCAACUUUAGGCUUGUGGUUUGGAACCCUUAUUUUGGGCAAACAAGAUGGAUCCAACCCAGAAAUUCUUACCACAUAAAGGACAUUUACGCUAUUGGGUACGAUGAGAAUAAGAACCACAAAAUCCUGAGAUUGAAGGAUCAGUAUUACGAUUAUGAUUCACAUCCACGGGCACGGAUUUGUGAGUUUGAACUCUACAGUUUUGAGUCUAAUUCAUGGAAGGUUGUUCUUGAUGUUAGUCCUGACUGGUAUAUACACUCUUAUCACCGUGGCUUGUCUGUAAAGGGGAAUACUUACUGGUAUGCAACAGAGAAGCAUGGCUAUGUUAAUUUCUUGAUCUGUUUUGAUUUCACAACUGAGAAAUUUGGACCGCGUUUGCCUCUGCCUUUUAACGCUACCGAGUCUUUUACUUAUGAUGAUGUUGUUACUCUCUCUAGUGUUGGAGAAGAGCAGCUUGCGCUGUUGUUUCAGAGUGAUGCUACAUUGAUGAUGGAGAUUUGGGUUACGAGCAAGGUUGACCCCACAGAGGUUUUGUGGAACAAAUUGUUCUUAGCGGUUGAUCAUGAUAUGAUAGAAUUCGACUAUGAGUUAAAGUUUGUGGCAGACGCUGGGAGUUUCUUCAUUGACCAGAAGAAGAAUGUUGUUGUGGUUUUUGAUAAAGAUAUGAAUGAGCAUACCCAUCGUGGCAUGGCUUACAUUGUUGGGAAGAACGGAUACUUCAAAAGAGUGGAUAUUGGGGAAGAAGCAUACACGAGUUGUUUCCCACUUGUCUGUUCUUAUGUUCCAAGCUCAGUGCAAAUCAGGCAGCUAACCUGAUUACUUUCUUUUUCUGGCAUCUUCGAUUGUAUAAAUCUGACCACUGUUAUCAGUUAUCUGGAAUCUCAGAGACAUGGCCUCUCUACUACUAUAUGUAAACUCUCGUGUGGCUCUUCCAGACAUUUCUUUUGAAACAGUCAAAUGCAUCUUCAACUUUUU